Molecule: messenger RNA, 1128 nt
Organism: Parnassius mnemosyne (clouded apollo)
Lineage: Eukaryota; Metazoa; Arthropoda; Insecta; Lepidoptera; Papilionidae
Source: the annotation of a GenBank genome assembly
AUGUGGAACAUCCUGCUGGAUUCCCUGCUUCAAGAAGCUGAAACCUGGAAUGUACACGUCCAGGCUUAUGCCGAUGAUAUUAUAUUAAUAGGGACUGGGAAAACAGCAUCAAUAAUAGAAAAUAAAAUCAACACAGCGCUAAAUAAAAUAUCUAAUUGGGGCUUCUCUAGGAAAAUGAGCUUCGCGGCACAUAAAACGCAAGCUAUUCUCAUAACAAAGAAAUAUAAAUAUGAAAUGCCUAACUUAAAGCUCAGUGAUACCAAUAUAGUACUCAUUGAAAACCUGAAAAUUCUCGGUUUGAACAUCGACAGAAAUUUAAAUUUUGUAAAACAUGUACAAGACACCACAGAAAAAGCUAUUGCGCUAUACAAAAAGGUUUCAAAAACAGCAAGAGCUCAAUGGGGACUCAACUCGGAAAUUCUUAGGACUAUUUACAUCACUGUCGUAGAGCCUACAAUGUUAUAUGCGGCAGCUUGCUGGGGAAACAAAGCAUCAAGAAUACAGAUACGCAAACGUCUUGAUACUAUAACGAGAGUAUUCUAUAUUAUGAUUUGUAAAGCUCAUCGAACAUCUUCGCUAACUUCCUGUGCCGCCUUAGCAAGAAUUAUACCACUAGACUUAAGAGCUCAAGAACAACUAGACAUAUACGAAAUAAAAAGAGGAAAGUCCAUUGAGCAACUACCAGGGAGGAAACUUGCCAUACCAAUAAGUCCUAUUAACCUUCCACAUCCAGAGUUCCGUGUCCCAGAGACUUACAAUGACAUUUGUACAGAAAAGGAUGUUGAAAUGAUAGAAAACAACUGGCCUGCUAUCUAUACUGACGGUAGUAAAAUCGCAGGAAAAGUUGGGGUCGCUGUAAGCUGCUGGGAAAAUGGAAGGGAAACCCACAAGGUAAAAAUAAAAUUAGGUAAUCACUGCAGCGUUUUCCAGGCGGAACUAGUUGCAAUAUUGAAGGCACUCAGUAUCAUAAAAAGCAAACGGGGAUUUAGUAAGUCUAAUAUACUGAGUGACUCUCGGGCGGCCCUGGAAAGCCUUUCAAAUCCUAGCACUCUUAAUCCUCUGGUAGCUGAAAUUCUAGAAGAUAUAGAGGAAAUACGUAACAACCAAGGUGAAGUUCUUCUGGAUUAA